This is a messenger RNA of Physcomitrium patens, 2498 nucleotides long. NCBI's taxonomy places the organism in Eukaryota, Viridiplantae, Streptophyta, Bryopsida, Funariales, Funariaceae. The record is from RefSeq and is a predicted model, not a curated record.
UGAUAUUUUUGCUUGAUUGUUUAUCGAAAGGUCACGCAAAGACGAGGAGACGCAACCUUACAGUCUUCGUCUUUUACGAUUUUUUGGUGAUUCUUCUUGUCGAAGUGCACGAAGAAAUCCUUGCAGACCCAAGCAAUGGCUUGUGAAGGCGUGCAAAGGAUGCGCAGUUCGAAUUAUGUUCCUCCUGAAAUCCUUCAAAGGCUCCGAUAUUUGGAUUGUCAUUUGUGAUGGUAAAAAAGGGUAAAGAUAUGAUGAUCAUGCGAGCCAUUCAGCCUGGUUCUGAGUUUACGAGUUUCUAAAAAUCUUUGGAUAGAAACCGUAAUUUUUUCAGUAACGACUGCCGAAUGGUUCGUGACAUCAAAGAGUCAACAUCCGGAAAUCGAUAUCUACAAGUUGUUCUCGAUUUAUGGAGACAAGACAUCUUGAAUGUCAUCUAGUUCAAGCUUCCAACAUCAGUAACUUACUCAAGACCACGGAUUUAAAGGGAGAGUUAUUCUAAUCAAGCUCCCGCUACAAAGGUUUCCAUCUUUCUGCUAAAGUAGUUCAAAUUUCACUAGAAAUUGCUGCAGAAGCUGACUGUACUUCUCUCUGAGACCUACCAGAGACUGACCUUUAGGUGAACCAAAAAACAGUAAAGAAUGUUGACGGCUGAAGAGCAGCGUCCUCCAGCGGACGAGGAGAUAUACACGCAUGUCGCAGCGGAAAUUAAACCCGCGUAUAGGUUCCAGCUGACAGUCCGGGAGUUCGAUUUCGGCAGAUUUCGGAACCGCAAACCUCGACCGCAGCCCAAACCAAACGAACGGACUUAUGCGAAUUUUCAAGAGCUGGACUACCUCAGAAAGAACGUGGCGGAUAAGAUUGCAGAUCCAUUCUGGAUGGGAUGCAGGCUGAACCAGUUCAGUGAGGAUUCAAUCGAUAGAGAUGACAUGCGAGACCUCAUCUUAUCGAGGCUCCCCGUUGGUAAACUGUACGAUGUAGGAUGUGUACCAGAGUAUUUCCCCUAUCUGUUCAAUGCGCAGUUGAACCCGUUUUUAGAGACCCACCUUACGCACAACAAAGAGUAUUUUCCAAGCGCGUUCUGCAUUCGGGAGGAGGAGCUCACGCCGUAUGGGACCUCCCACGACAUCGCACCGCGAACGCUGUGGGCGUUUCAGACAGCGAAGAAAAAAUGGGUGAGCUUCCCGACACUGGACUAUCUCCCCCCAAGGGUGAGCCAGAUGCUGGCAGGAGAGGGCGGAUUGGUGCUUCUCUGCGGAGAUCCACCUCCGUGGGUCGAUCCGCAGGCUCCUGAGAUUAAGACUGAAUCAGAAGCAGUGCAAGCCGAAAAGAACGACGAGAAGAAUGAAGAAGCAGAGACCGGGCCUGAGGAAGACGAGGGGGAGGAAGGUGAGGAGGAGGAAGGGGAGGAGGAAGUAGAAGAGAAACAACCAGAUCCUCCGAAGCUACCGCCCCCUGAACCUAGAAUCGACCCUAACGGUCAGAAACUGAUCGUUGUCUGCAACCCCGUCGCACGCACGUUCAGAAUCCUCCCCGACAUGCACUGCCAUCUAGAGAAUCUCGUGGGGCACAUCGACGUGACUCCCACGUCGGACCAUUACGUCGUUUACAUCGUGGGCUACCACCCCUCGAUUAGCCAGUGCACCCAACAGAAAGGACUCCGCGUAGGCAUCUUCAAAUCCAUCAUGGGAAAGUGGCGCAUCUUCAGCCUUCCCGAGGGAAGAUUAUACCAACCAGGAAUCUCGAACUACAACCGCGCUCUUCCGCUUAUCACGAAAAACAUCGACACAACCUCGAUUUUCCUGUCGGGGACUGUCAUCACGUCACAAGCUAACAUACACCAGCCCGUCAUCCUCAGCUUCAAGAAAAAGACACGCUCCUGGGUGGCUUACUCGUGGCCACCAGCCUCCGAAGUUGAGCAUCCCCAGAUGGUCGAGUGCGACCAGAAGCUCUACAUCUGCGCGCGAGGAGUGACCUCGAAAUCCACCAUGACCAUCUGGACCUUUCUCUUCCACGAAUUUAGCAACCCAGAGUGCAAACAAGUGACCAAAAUGCCCGGUCCGCUCUUCACGAAACUGUUUCCUUAUUGGUACCGACUGCGGUCUGAUUACGACGUCGUCUCCAGCUCUUGCACCAUUUCGUUUGCGUGCCGCGACAGACCCACUGUGAUUGCAUGCUACGAUGUUAAGAGGGAUUCUUGGUAUGAGCUCCCACUCUACCAAGGCUACAUCCAUGGUCUCACCUUCCUCGGCAACUGGCGCUUCGAGCCCGCGGCGCACGCACAAGUGUGAUCCAUAGCCUUAUCAGAGAUGAGUUCGGCCGACAACUUUCCAUAGUUGUUUGCUUUCCACAGUGGAUACUUCCGCGUAGACAUUGGCAAACGUGUUUUGGUGAAGAUGGGUUGAGGUUGUAACAUAUUUUUGCGAUGCAAUUGUUGAAGUAACUUGAGGGAAUUCAAUCAAUAAACCACGUCGGAAGCUGUGUGAAAUGUUUUGAAUGUG